CUACCUGUGACUCCUAUCCGACGAAACAUGUCCGUUUCUUCAAGACUCCCGAGGACUACUGAAAUUGUGCUUACAGAGGACGACUUGGGACAAGAGGCACACGACAGUUGGAAGUGCUGUGUUUGCACCAAUAUCAUGUGGACAGCCAUGUCCUUGGAUUGCGAGCAUUCUCUGUGCGAGAGCUGCGUGAAGCAGGCAGUCCCACCGAAUUGUCCAAUGUGCCGUCAAGAGUUCGAAACACCUCGACCCAACCGCCUGUGCAGGGACAUCUUGGCAAGCAUGCGGGCUGUCUGUUCCCUGUGCAGGUUCACGGGAACCGUUGGAGAGCUCGUGGUGCACAGGGCUGAGAACUGCCAACGCCAGAUGGUAUACUGCCGACACGAAGGGUGCCAGGAAACAGUGGAGCGACGGCACCUGGACGUCCAUGAGAGCACCUGCUGCCACAGGCUGGAGGACUGCUUGUGUGGGAUGAAGAUCAAGAGAGGGAGCCGUGAAGAACAUUCCUCAACCAUCUGUCCGUCCGAGCCCAUUCCAUGUCCGCUGGGAUGUCACUCCCAUAUUACAAGAGGCUCGGCGGUGCUCCACACAAGCCAGGAUUGCAAACGACUAGUCCAUCUAUGCAGGAUGCCUGGAUGCUACUUUCAGGGUGGGCCGGAGGAGUACAGGGCACACCUGGCCGAGGCCUCAGCUGCCCACGUUGUCCUGCUGGAGGAACGAUUGGAGCGGGUACAGACGGAUUGCUUCAUGAUGGACUUAAAAGAAUCCGACAUCAGCUUCCAGAGGCUGGAGACAAGAAUGCUCGUCUUCCACAUCCUUCACCUGAAGAUGGCCAUUUCACGUGGGUCGCGCCGCUUCGUGUCUCCAACAUGUGGCCCAGUUCUGGGUGGCACCUGGCAGGUUGUGCUGGAACAGACAGGGGGGGCGUGGAAGCUGUACCUGUGUCUGGUUUCCCGCGUGCGACCAAUCCUUGCUAAAGUUAUGUUUGCACUCAAGGCGGCGAAUACAGCGGACUACUGCAUCAUAGGAAAGGGACCACGCCGCAUGAUGGAAAACAUGCGCUACGGCGUCCAAGUUCCACUAUCGAAGUUGGAAGCCUACAGCGCAGAAAAUGACGGACUGCGGGUGCAGAUCUGCAUACAGAGCUGUUCCAUAACUUUUAUGAUCAGGUAUAGACCUCUCCAUGUCCUAGCCUCAUUCGCAGUCUUGUUGGGCGCACAGGCCUGCCCGGAAGAUCUGCCCGGAGAUAAGAAACAUGAUACAGGCGCGUGA
Molecule: messenger RNA, 1269 nt
Organism: Branchiostoma belcheri (Belcher's lancelet)
Lineage: Eukaryota; Metazoa; Chordata; Leptocardii; Amphioxiformes; Branchiostomatidae
Product: TNF receptor-associated factor 3-like
Exons: 8
Coding region: 28-1269 (413 amino acids)
Biological process (GO): regulation of canonical NF-kappaB signal transduction; positive regulation of JNK cascade; protein K63-linked ubiquitination
Cellular component (GO): plasma membrane signaling receptor complex
Molecular function (GO): zinc ion binding
Source: RefSeq, a predicted model, not a curated record